Molecule: messenger RNA, 2902 nt
Organism: Paralichthys olivaceus (Japanese flounder)
Lineage: Eukaryota; Metazoa; Chordata; Actinopteri; Pleuronectiformes; Paralichthyidae
Gene: ap5m1
Product: adaptor related protein complex 5 subunit mu 1
Biological process (GO): endosomal transport
Cellular component (GO): AP-type membrane coat adaptor complex; late endosome; lysosome
Source: RefSeq, a predicted model, not a curated record
UGGAUGUAUCAUGAGACCGCAGCGAGUUUGAUCUGUGACAGAAUGUGAUCGAACAUGAUGAAAGUCAGGUUUGAUUUUUCCCACGUGAGGAUUUAGUGCAGCCGGAGAAAUGAGUGUACGAGCUUUGUGGAUUAUUUCUCGCGAGAAGGGAGAAAAUGUGUCGAUACCAUUCUCAAGGAGGUUCCCCACUGUGGAGCACCGUGCUAAAUGCCUGGCAGGUUCCUCCUAUGUAGCAGUCCCAGAGGACAGCACUGUGCUGCAGCUACUCCUCACUGAGCUGGGCCUCUCCGAGCCAGACAAGUCUUAUGUGGCUCUCAGAGACGACUGCCUUCAUCGCCAGCGGUCACCGGCACUGGAGCUGCAUGUGGAUGGUCCUGGAAAGGGAAUACUGUGGCCAGUGUUGGCCAUCUCACAAGGGCCCCUUAUCCUGGCUUGCCUGUGUUUAGUGGAUGCCCCUCCUGAGCCACGGCCACCCCUGGCCAACCUGCUCUCUGUCUCACAGGGUCUCACGCUCCUGGCAGGCCUGCAGACUUUUCUCCUGGGCUCGGGGAAUAAGCUUGAUAGCGAGGGGCCGGCCUCUCGCCUGGCAUUGCUGCCUUCUGUGCUCCUGCAGGUUUGUCCACUUGGGACACCCCUGGAUGUGCCAGCGCUGGCGACACCUGCUACGCCCACAGCGCCCACACCUGCUGGGAACCAGAAGCAGCCAGCCUGGAAGACAGGUCUCUACCGGGGUCGGGCAGUUGUGAACGUAGCAUUGAAAGAAACGGUACGCUCCAUGCAGUAUGGCAAACAGAGCAGACAGGACCUCUGGGAUGUUUAUGGCACAGUGACAUGCAAAUGUGAAGUGGAGGGUGUGCUUCCAAAUGUGACGGUGACCCUCACACUGCCACCAAAUGGUUCUCCACUCCAGGACAUCCUAGUCCAUCCCUGCGUCACCUCACUGGAUUCUAGUAUCCUGACGGCCAGCAGCGUCGAUAACUCUGAUGGCUCAGCAUUCUCUGGGCCGUAUAAGUUCCCCUUCUCUCCUCCCCUCGAGCCCUUCAGACUAUGCAGUUAUACAUCUCAGGUUCCUGUUCCCCCUAUCCUUGGAUCGUAUCAACUUAAGGAAGAAGAAAACCAGCUGCGUGUGUCAGUGUCCCUGAAACUUCAUGAAAGUGUCAAGAACAGCUUUGAGUACUGUGAAGCACAUCUGCCAUUCUUUAACAGGGAUCAGAUGGGUUUGGUGGAUGUGAAGGUGAGCUCUGGACAACUGGAAGUUUCAAAGGAGAAGAACCUGCUGGUCUGGACCCUGGGACAGAAGUUUCCUAAAUCUCGUGAGGUCACGAUGGAGGGCAGGAUCACCUUCUCUGGGCCCACACCAGGGCCUGCUGACCCUCUUUGCACAGAACUGACUGCCUACAUCAAAUUGUAUUUCAAGGUGCCUGACAUUACACUGUCUGGAUCCUGUGUGGAUCAGCAUUCAGUGCAGGUUUAUUCCUCUGCCAAACCACGGAUUGUAACAUCCCGAGAACUACAAUCCAAAGAGUACUUUAUAUGGAACUCAGCAGGUGCUGCUCCGGUGUCGUCUGGGCAGAUGAUGCUGUAGGGUGGAUCUGUAAAAGAGGAGCUUUUUCUUUUCAAGGUGCACAGCUCACCGGAUUGCACUGUAUUCUAUGUGAAGGACAUGUGACUCCAUUAGAUUAAGUUGUUAGAAACUUGUUGUGGCUGGAGUAUUCAUAAAUGAGCACCUGUCAAAUGGUUUAUAGAUGUAACACGUUGUCUAAUAUUCACAUGUAAAUAAUUUUACAAAUCACAGUAUGCAAACUUUGACAUUUUUUUGAACAUACCCUUUCUUGUGGUUAAAUAUCUUUCAUCCCCCAACUUUCACCCUCCCUAAAAUUUUUCCCAUUUCAGACACAAGGGCCACCCCUCGCUCUGACAGUCCCACUUCAGUGGCUCUCCAUCAGCCGGAUAAUUAGCAGCUGGGACCUUGUCAUCAGCUGUUGUGGGCCUGAAGGAGACAGGCGGCUGGCCUGUGAAAGGCCAGGCUGCUCUGGCCAGUGUUUUGGCUACAAAGGGCUCCUCUUUUAGAGCUGGCAGGAGCCCUUACCCCUACCAAUCACUCACCCCCGCCUCUUUUGACCCCGUCCCCGCCCUGUCAACUAGUGGUUCGUUCAAACACACAACCUCUCCAACCAGACUGUGAUUGAGCGCUGACCCUCUGGCCCUCUGAGACUUUAAAAGCAGACGGUCCCAUUCAUGAGCAGGAGCUGCCUAAUUGGUGAAAAAGUCACAAGGACAGUAAUGGUGGGGUGGCCUUUGAGGUUGCAGAGGUGUUUUAACUCGAUUAAUGUAGAACUUCAGGUAUUUGACUUUGAUCUUUUUUGUUACAACACAAUUGUCAGGGUAUGUCUUUCUUUAUUUUUACUUAAAUAUCAAAAAUGUAUUUGAAGACAUGCUUUUGCACAGUUAACAAUUACUUUACCUGCACUAUGAUGAGUAAUAAUAAUGAAUAACCAGCCGACUAAGGGUUAAAUCUGAGGCCCACUGCUUCUCAGCAGCCAGACUCCUCUGAGUGGCCUCAUUGUGUGCUGUUGGCCUCUUGUGCCCCUUGCUGGUCCAAAUGCUACAUUCUCACGUGGAUUUCCACUCUGAAGGCUGACCAUGACCAAUCCUCUGUCAAUUGGAACCAAUUGCUCACACGGCAUCCUUCACCUUCUUUUUAUGUGGCAGUGCGGAGUGGCAGACACCAAGACCUCUCGGCUCUCCCCUCCACGAUGAUUUGGCUUUAAGGCCCAGUGUAUGUGGCUAGCGAACUGGAAGAGGAGAUGUUUUUUUUUUUUUUUUYAGGAGUUGGGCCACUCUAAAUCUCCUCAAUAUGUGGUCAGUCUGGCUCCUGUAGUCUGCAGUCACUGGCCUCUCG